UCACAAACGUACUUAGGAAUGCAGUUAGGGAUUUAACGAGGUCAUGAUGUGUUUAUUGAACGUUUAAGGACUUGUGGGUAAAACCUAUAACAAAUUAGGCGACGAAGAAAUGCAAAGACUGCUUAUAUCUCACCAAAUUUUUCUAUUUACGGAAACAUGGCUUAAUGUAUAUAAUACCAUGUUAGAAAAUGUAAAAAACAAUAAUGAUACGAAGUCAUGGGCAUAUAAUGUUAAGAUUUUAAUACAAUCUAUAGGUUUUUCCCAUGUGUGGAUAUAUCAAGGUGUUGGAGACAUAGAUAUGUUUCUUCUCGUGUUUAAAGAAAGAAUCAGAGAUGUAUUUUUACAAAAUUGGAAUAAUGACUUAAACGAGUCAACGCGAUCUAGUUCAAACACUAUGUAUUCUAUUUUUAAGGUACAACCAUAUUUAUACCAGGUAGAUGUAAUCGUUACAACUGUAACUUCGCACCUCAAUCAUGACAGAGCGAAAUGCUCUAAGGACAUUGUAGAAAAGGCCGGAAAAGCUAUGCAACUCGAAAUUCGGAAACAUGAAGACAAAGUGCCAUUGAAAGAAGGUGACCUUAUCGCAACUUCCGGCGGGAGUCUGGCAUGCUCCAAGGUUUAUCACUUGAUACUUUUGCCACGAAAACAAGAUUAUUCUAAGGCAAUUAAGACACUUGUAAAGAAAUGUUUGGAAGAAGCAAAUGUAUCUUCACUGAAAACGAUCGCCUUCCCCGCGCUUGGAACUGGAAAACUGCGUUUCCCCAAAAGCGAUGUUGCGAACGCCAUGUUCGAAGCUGUGGAAGAAUUUAGCAGAGGGAACCCUAGUAGUAGUGUCUGCGUCGUGUACUUUGUUUUAUUUCCUUCGAAUACGGAUGUGUUUACUGUAUUCAAAACGGCAUGUGCAGCAAGAGAAUUAUCUCCCGGUGCCGACGGUGCUAGUUUACAUAAUGGCCGUCUUAACCAAAACAAACUGCAGAAAACGGCCGGCAAAACUGAAGGACAUGUGGCCGUUGCAACCAGCAUUACAUCCUCGUUUUCCGAUUGUACUAGUACACAAGUUGGCUCUUUGGAAAAUGAAGAAUUCUUUUUCGGAAAUAUUUCUCGCGUUGAUGCCGAGCAAAAACUUUUAGUACACCCGGUUGGUGUGUACCUGGUCCGUAACAGUGAGAGUAAACCUGGCAGCUACGUUAUUUCCGUUGGUAAACUUGAGCGUGUCAAACACUACAUUAUACAAAAGAACGAUGCUGGAAUGUUUUAUACAUCGAAAGGAAGACUGCUACAAUCUGUACAACAAGUGAUAUAUGACCUCAAAGACUCUGGAGAACUUGUGUCGCCCUGUCCACGGGAUGACCUGGGUCCGUUUAAUGAACGGGACAGUCAGACAAACAAGAAAACAGAAACUUCAGAACAGCAUAUGGUGCCAAGCGAGCUUUACACCAGACACAGACAGCCUUUAUUGUCGCAAGCAUUCGCAUCCAGCGCUGUAGCUGAAGCGAAAUCGGAGCGCAUGACUAUCGAGUUCUGUUCAUACAUGUACACGGCCAACAUUCAUCCCCCGCCAUAUUGGACUAAGUUCACGUCCGACAAAAGUAUUAAAGAAUGGAAACUCAAUGGCACAGGUGAAACACCCUUAUAUCUAGUGGAUGUGGACCAAGAAACGUACACAAUAAUUCAAGGUCUGGUACGGAACUCGUGGGAAGCCAUCACUCUAGGAUUAGGUCGUGAAGCUGAAGAACUCUGCAACUUAAAGUAUGACGGUUUAAAGAUAACAAAAAUACAGAGGGUGGAGAAUCCGACUUUAUACGAACAAUAUGCAACCAGACGACAGGCGAUGUUCCUUGCGUCGGGAAAAGCGGGUAUAUACCCAAUGCUAAGUGAUGUUCCGGACAUGAAAGGUGGUGCAUCACAUAUAAGAGAACUGUUAAACGACAAAUGGUCGAAACGAUUGUACCAGGAAGUUAACGAAGAGUACUUCUUCCACGGGACCAAGACUGAAAGAGCAGGGCAGGUAUAUGCACAAGGAUUGGACCCUAGACUAGCAGCCAAAGGCGUCCUAGGGCCAGCCGUAUACAUGGCUGAGAAUUCCACGAAAGCCGACCAAUACUCAGACUCCAAAAACGCCCGUCGAUCAACAGGACUGACUAUGUUCCUAGUGAGAGCCUGUCUUGGAAACAUCUGUCGUGUGACCGAUUGUCGUCGAAUUAGGCGACCACCGUGCACGGAUUUCUCAUGCAAUAACCACGAAUGUCAGCACGUGAUCAGAUAUGACAGCGUCGUGUCAGAGGAGCAAUUUAUUUUCAGAGAAUUCGUCGUGUACGACGGGUCUCAAGUAUAUCCGGAAUAUGUAAUAAAUUACGACCGAGUUUAAAGCCGCACACAAUAGGCAAAUGCUCUAACUCAGACCCAACAAUUGAAGGUCAAAUAACUUUUUUGAGUCUUGACUAUCGGAAUUGUUCCAUCUUUCAAAGACUAUUGGUUUGCGGUGUUGACUUUUCAGUGUGUAGUGAGCGCUGAAUCAGAUUUAUUGUCUUUUAUCCACUUGUGAUAAAAAUGUUCCAAUUGCAAAACAUUCUGCUGGUACAGCUUAAGAUUCACGUUGAUCCUCAUCGAGUAUCAUAGCAGUUUGUUGUUUGCUGUUUGGAUGUAGUACAUCGUACACAUAUGCAUACAUUAUAAUCCUUAUUUGGAUGUAGUAUAUCGGACACAAAUACAUAAAUUAUAAUCCAUGUUUGGAUGUAGUAUAUCAUACACAUAUACAUACAUUAUAAUCCAUAUUUGUAUGUAGUAUAUCAAACACAAAUACAUAAUUAUAUUAUAAUCCAUGUUUGGAUGUAGUAUAUCGUACACAUAUACAUAAAUUAUAAUCCGUGUUGCCGUAUUUCCAGUCUGUUGAGUCUAUCAGCGGUUGAGUUAAUUCGUUUUGUGUUAAGGCUUAAGUGUAAAACUGUUUGGCAAUCAGUGACUUGUCAUUAAUAAAGGACAUUAUUAUAUUAAUAUGUAAUUGCAGUAUUUGUAGCUAAAUUUACAUUUUUUAUUAUUAUAAGAAUGCAUUAAUUGUCAAACUAGUAUGACAUGAACUUUUCAUAUGUUAGAUACUGCUUAUAACAAAUACAGCGAUCCUAUGCAUUUAACAACUAAUACAUAUUAGUCUAAGUAACUGACUAAUAUCAUACAUAAUACAAGUGAAAUAAACUUUGCCUAGCUGCGUAGUAUUUAAAUAUUAUCAUAAAACUAAAAAAACACGAUUUUAAAAUCAUAUAAUUUUAUGCUAAUAUGUAUAAACUCAUAACUCAUAUGGCUUUAUCUUAGUGUAUGUUUGUUAGUAAACCGCUUUUAAUAAAUGUGGUAUUCACCGUCCCUACAUUUUAAACAUUGUUUUUUUUUUAUUAAAAAAAAAAUUGGUUUUGUACGACGAUAUUUACGAAUGUAAGUUUAUAUUUAGAAACAAUGUCAGAAAGUGUUGUAUCUUUUUGUGUUGAAUUUCAUUGAAUACAUAGCAAUAGCCAUUGAACGAAAACAAAUACGUAUGUCUGUAAUCUGAAGUUUCUGGAAUACACCAAUGGGCAGUCUUCGUGUUAUACCGAAAUGUGUAACCAGUUCGCAAGGAUCUGACGACAAUGUUCUGAUUUAAUUUACAUUAUUCUUAAAGAUGAUUGUAGGUUUAUGUCUAAAUAAACGUGUAUGCAAGUAAUUAAUUCUAGGCUAAGCGUGAGACUAGCGUCAAUAACACGUUUAGACCCAGAUGCUUUGAAUUGACCGUACCAAUGCGGUGACCCCAACUUUUAAUCUUGUGUUGUUUUAGUGUCGCAUUGUAUAUACCUGUAUUGUGUAGGCAAAUGGUCACUUGCCUUAUAAAAACGACUAGCAUGGUUUUACAAGAAUUUCUAAUAAUGCUUCUGGGGUGUCAUUAUUCUAUGAACUGAAAAUAAAAAUAAAUACGAAUGGCCA
Messenger RNA from Dreissena polymorpha, 3948 nucleotides. RefSeq names its product protein mono-ADP-ribosyltransferase PARP15-like. The record is from RefSeq and is a predicted model, not a curated record. The transcript has 11 exons. Gene Ontology annotation, biological process: negative regulation of gene expression. Gene Ontology annotation, cellular component: nucleus; cytoplasm. The coding region runs from base 110 to 2368 and encodes 752 amino acids. Gene Ontology annotation, molecular function: transcription corepressor activity; NAD+ poly-ADP-ribosyltransferase activity. NCBI's taxonomy places the organism in Eukaryota, Metazoa, Mollusca, Bivalvia, Myida, Dreissenidae.